AUGGCAACUGAGGUGGCAUUCGAUACGUCUAUGGGCUCCUUCUCCGUGGAGCUCUACAAUACCCAUGCGCCCAAGACAUGCAAGAACUUCGCGACCCUUGCCGAACGAGGAUACUACAACGAUGUGAUAUUCCACCGCAUCAUCCCGAACUUCAUGGUCCAGACCGGUGACCCUACCGGCACUGGUCGAGGAGGAAGCUCCAUCUACGGCGAGAAAUUUGAAGACGAGAUCCAUGGAGACCUCAAGCACACGGGCGCUGGGAUUCUCAGCAUGGCGAACAGCGGACCGAAUACCAAUGGCAGUCAGUUCUUCGUCACCCUCGCGCCGACGCCGUGGCUGGACGGGAAACACACGAUCUUUGGCAGAGUCAAGAGUGGCAUGCGAAUCAUUCAGCGCAUGGGAUUGGUUAAGACCAGCGGAGAGGACAAGCCAGUGGACGAGUUGAAGAUUCUUCGGGCUCGAGUGGUGCAAGAAGGUGCGCAGGAGUGA
Penicillium brevicompactum is the source of this 489-nucleotide messenger RNA. It is a transcript of the gene cyp1, whose product is annotated as putative peptidyl prolyl cis-trans isomerase (CypC). Gene Ontology annotation, cellular component: catalytic step 2 spliceosome. The record is from RefSeq and is a predicted model, not a curated record. Gene Ontology annotation, biological process: protein peptidyl-prolyl isomerization; protein folding. Gene Ontology annotation, molecular function: peptidyl-prolyl cis-trans isomerase activity. Lineage: Eukaryota; Fungi; Ascomycota; Eurotiomycetes; Eurotiales; Aspergillaceae. The transcript is spliced from 3 exons. Bases 1 to 489 code for a protein of 162 amino acids.